Malus domestica (apple) is the source of this 828-nucleotide messenger RNA. RefSeq lists its product as uncharacterized. Lineage: Eukaryota; Viridiplantae; Streptophyta; Magnoliopsida; Rosales; Rosaceae. The record is from RefSeq and is a predicted model, not a curated record.
AUGAAGAAGCCGAAUUUGCAAAAUUCGCUUAUGCAAUAUGAGCACCAUGCUGAAUCUAGCUAUCGUGGUUCUGUCAGGAGGCGUUCAUUUGUGCAGCAUGAUAGAGAAGAGUGUCAUAAUCGAAUGAUGAAAGACUAUUUUAUCGAACAGAGUACUGCUAUUGAGAACCUCAAGUGCUUCAGUAAGGCAAUUGAAGUCAUAUAUGGAGCCAUAUACCUCCAGAAGCCAAAUCGUGAGGACUUGAAUAAGCUUAUACUCAAGGCAAACAAAAGAGGCUUCCCUGACAUGAUAAGAAGUCUCGAUUGUAUGCAUUGGGAGUGGAAAAAUUGUCCUAUUACUUGGGCUGGCCAAUUCAAGGGCCGUCAUAACAAGCUAACCAUCGUGCUCGAGGCUGUGGCGUCUAACGACAUUUGGAUUUGGCUUGCAUUCUUCAGCACUCUUGGAUCAAACAACAAUAUAAACGUUCUUUGGUAUUUUCCUCUGUUCGAUGAUGUUGUCAAUGGAUGGGCACCAGAAUGGAGGUACAAGUGCAAAGAAGAAACUAUUUUCUCAGAAACAAGAGUCUUACAGGAAAGAUGUGGAGAGAACGUUUGGGAUCCUACAAGCUUGAUGGGCCAUUAUAGAGGGGUUGCACAAUUGUGGAAUGUGGAAGACCUCUAUUCAAUCAUGAUGACUUGCAUAAUUUUGCACAACGUGAUUGUGGAAGAUGAGUACGUAAAAAUUGAAGAAGACUGUGACGAAGAUGUGGAUGGCGACCAACCAACAUAUGCGAGAGCUAUGGCAAGAGAUGUAGAAUAUCUUGCUGCAACCACAUACGAGACCCGAUAG